Nerophis ophidion (straightnose pipefish) is the source of this 5961-nucleotide messenger RNA. RefSeq names its product shroom family member 1 (gene shroom1). NCBI's taxonomy places the organism in Eukaryota, Metazoa, Chordata, Actinopteri, Syngnathiformes, Syngnathidae. Gene Ontology annotation, biological process: actin filament organization. The record is from RefSeq and is a predicted model, not a curated record. The transcript is spliced from 10 exons. Gene Ontology annotation, molecular function: actin filament binding. The coding region runs from base 548 to 5053 and encodes 1501 amino acids. Gene Ontology annotation, cellular component: adherens junction; cortical actin cytoskeleton; apical plasma membrane.
CCCUUCAUCCGCUUGUCCCUUCUCCAGGGAGCAAGAUAACGCUACUCUCGAGGAGAAGGGGAAAGGGAAAGCCUAUUAAUUUUAUUACCUACCGGAGGAAAGAUAGCGGCAUAAAUAGUGAAACUGUUUUGUCCUUUUUUUUUUAAAAGUCGAACAAAACGAAGAAAGACGAGGAGGUACGAGAAGGGAACGACAAAGUCAACGCGAAGCAACAGUGCCUGUAACACGGCAGUAAAACAGCUGAUCAAACAAAACGGAAGUCUUCGUCAUGGACCCACUAGCUGCGGAAGUUAGCUCUCUAAUCGGCUGAACAGACUCUACGGUGACAUCUUGGGUCUUCUAAGCAGACAAUCCAUAGAGAAUCCAAAUAAGGCAUAAGGAAUAAGAAGUGAGAAGAUGACCUAAUUAGCGACCUGUGCUGUGCACAACCUUGUGCUAAUGUGUUGGCGGCACUAUCCCCAGUUGUACAUGCAGGGCAGAUCCGGGCGUUGCUGCACUUUCGGGUAAAGCUUCCCUCAUUUCCCCUUGACGUCCGCCCCACUAUUCAAUGGAUUCUUGCAACUUUCACUUUGAGAGAAUGAGCAACGUGGACCUGCAUCCUCUGAGCCUGCCUGUCAGUCGGCUCUCCCCAGCCAAGUCCAACAGCAGCAUUGUAGAACAGUUUGCCCACCACCAACACGGUAAAGGAGAUUCUGCCUACAGCUCCUUCUCUGGUGGCUCCACCGCCCCAGACUACCCGCCUUCGCUCUUCCCAGAUGACCUACAACCCAGCUCUUUCAGCCACUAUGCUGACCUUAAGUAUAUAAAAUCAAUUUGCCAUCCAAGUCAGCUACAUUCUAACUCAAAGACCAUGGACCAGUUCUGUUGCUCUAUGGAGGUGAUCUCACAGAACUACCGCAAUAAUACCCUUAACCAGAAUGGCAUUGAUGGUUUCCAUACAAAUAACAAAGCCAUUACUAAGGUAGGGGUGCCUCUUAGGGCUCCACCACAAGGAGUUCAUCCACCCAUUGGUCCUCCUCCAGUCCCAGCACGACAGGACAGUUUAAUAGCUACUAAAAACUUAGAAAAAGACAAGACGCAUUUUCAAACCCAGCAGCAACAGCCCCAUAAUCGACACUAUCAGACAGCUAAACUAGAGUCAAGUUCCACCAUAAUGAAUCCUGAACCUGUGUAUUCAGAUUGGAAGACACCAUCAGCAACAGAGGUCCCCCAGCAGCCAAGCUACCACUCGACCUUUCCCUCCUAUGAACAGACCAAAGUGCCAAUGAACACUUCCACUCUGUUCACUACAGACAACAAGGCUCCCUCUGAGCAGCAGAUGACUACAAACUUCCAUAGACGAUUGCCUCCCCAAAGCACAAGCCAGUCUGAGCACCUGAAGCUCAGACCGUUGUCAAACGGCGAUGAAUCUAAUGUAGAAGAUCUUGCCCAUUUUGAAAAUCCUCGCAAAAGGGCGCAUUCCACUAACGAUUGGCUCAGUUCAGAGCCAGCCCAACUCUCCGCUUCUUGGAAUGUUGGCCAAACAGACGUUAUCAACAGCAGCAUCCAUCAUAAGGGUCAGUUCUACUUUGUCACAGGAGUGUGUAAACAAUCUGAAUCUAAAAUGAGAGCACACUCCGCAUCUGUGAGUGAGACUGUAAGUGAAUGCUCCCACUUGUUCGAAAGAAAUCAACCUAAAGAACGAGAAAGAUGCCACAGCACAAUGGAAAAUUUAUUUAUACCGCUAACAGUGGCCAUAGAUGAAAGAGGCCCUCAGAACAAGGACUUCAUUCACAGAAGUUUAGAACAGGAGAAUCAUAAGCCCGUCCCCUUCUCAGCCCGGUCCUCUAGGAGUUUCGAUCACUUGGAAGAAAUUGACACCGAAAGUCACGAGAUUGGGCGUCACACUGCCAACAACCCAAUAUUUUAUUGUGGUCCUGAGAAAAAAUGUUCCCCAUGUUCAAAUUUGCCAACAAAGGAAGUUUCAUUGUUCAUUAACAAUGAACCAUCCAACUACCCCAAAAGAGAAGAACAAGCACAAAAGGGUAAAAGACAGCCAUUGACAGAUGUAGCCAGUGAUCGGAUAAACAAAGAGACCACCCCACUUCUCUACCACCUGACUGGAGCUAACAGAAAGGCAUUACAGUCAAAAAAUGAUGCAGAGUUCAGUGUGAAAGAAAAAAAAUCUGUCCUGAAUAAAACAGGUCUUAGAGGUCUGUUAUUGAAAAAUGAGAGACUUCCGCCAGGAGAUGCCAACAAAAAUGAUAACUCCUAUAACACCCUGGAUGACUCCUUUAAAAAGUACUACAAAGAAAAGCUGAAAGAUGCACAGUCUAAAGUCCUGAAGGAGACAUCAUUUAAAAGAAGGGACUUGCAACUGUCAUUACAGCACUGCCACAGGCCAAAGCCUGAGUUGAGACUAUCAGGGAUUCACUCUUUCUCCUCAUCACAAGACUCUGAGACUUCCACAGGCACUCUCACUCCGUCCUUUGCCUCUGAGGAGACCAAAAGAGGGAGCAUCGUAGGAGAGAUUCCUGAAGAUUUGAAUGAAGAGAUUGAAAGAGAAAAUGAAAGGCCAGCAAAAAUAGCCCAGCCUCAGGUGGCGUCACGUAACGGGGGCCGUAGGCGGUUGACUCCAGAGCAAAAGAAGAUGUGCUACUCUGAGCCAGGGAAACUCAACCUGCUGGGAAGCGCCCCCAUCCACUCUUCUUGCCGCUCCUUUAGCAAUGAAAACGAGAGUAUGUUUGCCAUACAGGGUCAGGGGCAGGAUUACGUGCAGACAGGAGAGCAGGGAUUGGUUGCAGCACGUAGAAAGAUGUUUGAGCCUCGUGGUAGGGCACUUUCGGCAUCUAGUGUGUCAAGGACAAACCUCAAGCAUCUGCAGCACAAGGCACUGGUGGAGUACAUGGAGCGCAAGAAGGGCCAUAAAAUGGAAGAACCCCAUCAACUUUUGGGUCCUCAGCUACCAGUACCUCCCAGACAGAGGCACUCACUGGGCGAGAAACCUUUUGAUUGGGGUCCCAGGCCUUUAUCAGCAAGCUCUGAGGGCAAGAACCUCAGGAAGAAACUGAACAGACCACACUCUGCGGGACGCAUCCUUGAUUCUUCAAGCAGCUCCAUCAGGUAUGCCCAGUUUUUGCCACAGCAAUCCUGUUCAGGCCAAUCUGCAGUGCAGUCAAACCAACUCCAAUGGAGGGAAAGACAAGGUCCAUCCAAUGGGAUGUCUACCUCAGUGGAGAGUCUCUUGAACAAACCAGAACCACCUACAGUGUUCAGGAACAGGUCAACGUCUACACCACAUGCAUUUCAGGCACCAGACUAUAAAGAUGAUCCAGUUAAUUGCACUGAAGCUUGCAGUUUACAGAACAAUCUCUCCACCACUGUGCAAUCAACCCCUGAGACCCGGCAGCAUAUCCGUGUGGUAGCUCAUAGAGGGAAGUCCAUGGAGGAAUUAGGUACAUCCAAGUUAACAAAGCUGUCGACUCUAAGUAAGAGUUCUGAGCAGCUGGAUCAAGUCAGAGACAUCAACAAUAUUUCAUUCUUCGUUGAGGAGAGGAAGAAUUAUGCGGGAAAAGAACCAGAAAACAAUAAUCAGGGACAAUUACAGAAACCAUCCCUUUUGAAUGAGAACUCUAACCCAGAGCCAGGAGACAAGGAGGAUGCUGGACCUAAAGCCACUGCAGAAAGAAGAACCUUAAGUGGAUCCCCAACACGGGCCCAGGGUCAGUUGGUUUCUCCUGGAUCUCGCAGCCCUGUGGCAGAGUCUUUUAAACUUCCCAUUGAGGCGUCUUCUAACCUGCAUUCUCAUCGAGGACAUGAGGCUAUUGAGAGGGAGGUCAAGUCCUCUUUGUCUACCACCAUGCAAAUAAAACAUCCUUGUGAAAGCAGGCUGAGUUCCAGGGAAGUCCAAAGUUUCUCUGAAACAGAGCCCCAACAGUCACUGGAGGAACCAGGCAAAGCCGCUACCCCACCUCUCUCUAACUACGAAGUGUCCUUGAGCUGCGGUGUAACCACUGACCCAUCCUUGUGGAUCCUCCCUUCAGAGGACCAGCCCAAAAAAGAUGUUGAGACCCCAGACAGUGUAUUUGAGGAACCCUUUCUAUCGCUCCCUCCUGCACAAACGAGCGAAAACUCUGCCUCUGAUUUAGAUGUCAGUCUUAAGACGGCGGCAAGAAAGAAUCUCGAAACACAAGAGGAGAAGUCAAGCGCGAAUCAGGAAACGGUAGAGCGGAAAACACCAGAGAGGGAAACCAGUUUGGAGAAGCCUUACGAGAGGCCAUCGUGGGAGGAGCUGGUCGAAGCCGCAGUGAAGGCUGACCAGUCAUUGGCCCCCGUUUUCUAUCCUCUCGCCAAUCGUAAGACUGCACUGAUGCUGAUGGAGCAGCUUCUUUCUGAGGACACGCUGCUGAUGGAGGAGUACUACAGGAAGAAACAGCACCAGAAAGACAGUUGUGAGACUGCUGUAGCUGCUGAACAACCUUCACCGCCACCUGACAGCCGUACACCUCCAAGUAGAGACACCCAGAGCAAAGAUGACUUCUCAGAGAAGAAGUGUAUGUUAGUUUCCUACAUUGAGGAGCGCCUGCGUUCGCUGGAAGACACGCGUGGUGCCCUCCAAGCCGAGAUCCAGCAGAACGUAUCCCACGGCGAGGCACUGGAGUUGCUGGUACGUGAGCGAUGUCUGCCCCUGGAACUCGAGAGGUACAACCUAUUCAUCGGGGACCUGGAAAGAGUGGUCAACCUGCUUUUGUGCCUCUCCGCCCGGCUGGCCAGGGUUCAGAACGCCCUGACCACAGUGGACCAGUACACGGACGUAGAAGAGAAGCAAUCUCUGGACAGUCGCCACCACUUGCUGUGCAAACAGCGUGAGGACGCCAAAGACCUGAAGGACAACCUGGACCGCAGGGAGAGCCUGGUGUCCACCUUCCUGUCCCGCCAGCUGUCGGAGCAGCAGCUGCAGGACUACCGCCGCUUCGUGCAGACCAAGGCCUCGCUGCUCAUCCGCCAGAAGGACCUGGAGGAGAAGCAGCGGCUGGGGGAGGAGCAGCUGGGCGCCCUCUCAAAGACCCUCUGAGGUGGACCCGAGGUCGGACGUGGUCUAAUUCUUCACAGUAAAAGGCAGACGCAUCCUGACACUUUUCAAACCCCUGUGCCUUGACGUCAGUGUCGACGUUGCAUUUCCGGGCGUGUCCACACGGGGGAGCUGGCCCUUUAAGCUUUAAGAUUGUAUUGCAUGGAGUCAAAAACCAAAAUCAAAGCACUUUGUCCUAAAAAUAAUAACAACAAUAAUAAUAAUACCUAAAUGCACAUUUCUUCUUCCUGAAAAACCCUGCUAACUCCAUCCGGCUAGAACAUAUUUCCCCUUCAUUUGGAAUAUUUUGUAGUGAAAGGUACACACUGACAUCACAGACAACUAAGUGCAUGCAAACAAAAUAAUUAACACAUUUUACUUGAAAUAGUCGUAUUUAAUUUCUAAAUAGAUGACACUUUAAUUUUUUUUUUUACUUCCUUUUACUCGAAUGUCGCGGCAGAUUUGUACAAGUGAUGUUGUCCAACAUCAGAGUGUACGCGUGUGUGUGCGUGUGUAGAGGUUAGAAUCCUCUCUGCUGUGCUAGUUAAGUUGUUUCGUGAUUUGGCUUAAAAAAAAAAGUGCGGCAGUUUUGUACAGUAUAUUUAUGUGUGAAGGGCCACAAAAGGAUGUAAAAACAAGCGCGAUGGUGUGUGGAGGACUUACCAAGACUACUUCUUCUCCUGCACCCUGCAGGAAUCCCCACACAUUAGUGAGCGAGACACAAAAGAAGACGGUGGUUUAUGCCCCGUGUGGCCUUGACACGAUCUUUCUCAAAGAGGGAGACAUUUCAGACUUUUUGAUGACUCGUCAGGAUCACGUCUUCUUUUUCGCUCUUUUCUGAGUCACAUGUGCCUGCUUGGAGUUGUAAAUUCCACCCUGUUGGUCCAACUGUCAAUAAAUUAAGAACCUCC